UGCAAUUGGUAUUUAAGAAAUCGAAGCAAUGGAAUUGGAAGUAGGAAAAGGCCAAGACGAAUCUGCUGUAACUUCUUGUGGAUGGAAGAGGUCCAUUGAUGGUCGCUUUAUGAGCAAUUUGAAGGAUUUUGUGAAUACCCCUAUGGCUGAUCACAAGGUUUGCUUCAAAAAUACUAUUGACGAGAAGGUUGAAAAUUUUCUAAAGCAAGUUCAUAGGCUUAAAAGGUGGGAAAAGUUCUGCGACCAUCCAAUGGCUGCCCGCAGAGGAGAAUCAUUAGAGAUUAGAUCGGACAUGACACACGCAUAUGCAGCUUUUGAUCAAUUUUAUUAGUAUUUCAG
Molecule: messenger RNA, 339 nt
Organism: Solanum tuberosum (potato)
Lineage: Eukaryota; Viridiplantae; Streptophyta; Magnoliopsida; Solanales; Solanaceae
Exons: 2
Coding region: 29-331 (100 amino acids)
Source: RefSeq, a predicted model, not a curated record